Molecule: messenger RNA, 3887 nt
Organism: Salarias fasciatus (jewelled blenny)
Lineage: Eukaryota; Metazoa; Chordata; Actinopteri; Blenniiformes; Blenniidae
Product: hippocampus abundant transcript 1 protein-like
Exons: 12
Coding region: 232-1764 (510 amino acids)
Biological process (GO): transmembrane transport
Cellular component (GO): membrane
Molecular function (GO): transmembrane transporter activity
Source: RefSeq, a predicted model, not a curated record
UGACCGUCCGGAGGUCCGCAGACCAGAGGGCGUUCAGCGGGCUGUCGGUCGGAUCUGUAGCGGACCGCGGCGGACCUGGACCGGCAGGCUGUGAGGAUUGACCCGCUGUCCGCUCGGCUCGGCUCGGUUCGGCUCCCCGGAGCCCCGCACGGAGCCACGCUGGAAGCUCCCGGAGAAGCGCGGAUAUCCACGCGCCAUGGAUGCUUCGUGACCCGCGGCAGGUGCGAGGAGAUGGCGGGAGAGCCGCCGGCGGCCACCGGCCGGGUGGUGCUGGUCAAGAAGAUCAUCAUGAAGGACGGAGCCGCGCAGCAGCAGGGCAUCGGCAGGCCCAGUGUGUACCACGCCGUGGUGGUGAUCUUCCUGGAGUUCUUCGCCUGGGGCCUGCUGACCACGCCCAUGCUCACGGUUCUGCAUGAAACCUUCCCUCAGCACACCUUCCUGAUGAACGGACUGAUUCAGGGAGUGAAGGGCCUGCUGUCCUUCAUGUCGGCCCCUCUGAUUGGAGCCCUGUCGGACGUGUGGGGCCGGCGCUCCUUCCUACUGGUCACCGUCUUCUUCACGUGCGCGCCCAUCCCUCUGAUGAGGCUCAGCCCCUGGUGGUACUUCGCCAUGAUCUCCAUGUCGGGAGCCUUCUCCGUCACCUUCUCCGUCAUCUUCGCCUACGUGGCCGACGUGACGGACGAGCGGGAGAGGAGCACGGCGUACGGACUGGUGUCGGCCACCUUCGCCGCCAGCCUGGUGACCAGCCCGGCCAUCGGAGCCUACCUGUCCGCCUGGUACGGGGACAACCUGGUGGUGCUGGUGGCCACGCUCAUCGCCCUGGCCGACAUCUGCUUCAUCCUGCUGGCCGUGCCCGAGUCCCUGCCCGACAAGAUGAGGCUCAACACGUGGGGCGCCCCCAUCUCCUGGGAGCAGGCCGACCCCUUCGCGUCUCUGAGGAAGGUGGGCCAGGACUCCACAGUCCUGCUGAUCUGCAUCACCGUGUUCCUGUCCUACCUGCCCGAGGCCGGGCAGUACUCCAGCUUCUUCCUCUACCUGAGACAGGUCAUCAACUUCUCCUCCACCACCAUCGCCGUGUUCAUCGGAGUGGUGGGGAUUCUGUCCAUCGUGGCUCAGACGCUCUUCCUCACGCUGCUCAUGAGAACUCUGGGGAACAAGAACACGGUCCUGCUGGGUCUGGGCUUCCAGAUCCUCCAGCUGGCCUGGUACGGCUUCGGCUCCGAGCCCUGGAUGAUGUGGGCAGCUGGUGCGGUUGCAGCCAUGUCCUCCAUCACCUUCCCUGCAGUCUCUGCUCUGGUGUCACAGUCAGCUGAUCCUGAUAAACAAGGGGUGGUGCAGGGGAUGAUCACGGGGAUCCGGGGCCUGUGUAACGGUCUGGGCCCGGCUCUGUACGGAUUCAUCUUCUUCCUGUUCAACGUGGAGCUGAACACCAUGGACCCCAUCCAGGGGGACUACAACAUCGACCCCAUCCCUCUGCAGAGCCCCACCGAGCGGGCGCUCAUCCCCGGCCCCCCCUUCCUGCUGGGGGCGUGCACCGUGGUCGUGGCCUUCCUGGUGGCGCUCUUCAUCCCCGAGAAGCGCUCCUGCUCCUCCUCCUCCUCCCAGCUGUCGCUCAGCGACAAGCCCCGCCCCGACAGCAAGGAGCCCAUGUCCUCGCUGGCCGGCGUGCACAUCAACACGCCGCUGCCGGGCGGCGACGAGGACAGCCCCCCCGCCGCCAGCGACGAGGACUUCGAGCCGCUGCUGCAGGACAGCAUCGUCUGACGGGCGGGGGCGGGGCUCGCUCUGGGACGCUUUCAGAGGAACCGGAUCGAGGGAGGGUUUCAGUGCCGGACUGGGUGAACUUUGACGGUAAGAGGGCGCGAUUGACGGCCUCACGCUCCACCGCGGGGGCGGGGCUAACGCCUUGUUCCACCGCCUGAGGAGGCGGGGCCAGCGUUUGGAGGCGGGGCCGGUGGGAAGCCGGCCCGGCUGAAGGGAGCGUGAGCGGAGGAUUACCCAUCGUCUUCAGGCUUGAAGUUGCUGAUUGUUUUUGUGAUUCACAGGAAAAGGCGUCUGGACCUUUUCAAGCCGCGUCUCAUUCGGUUCUUGUACAAAGAAAAUCAUCCGUGCAGCAUUUUCAUGGCAGCCAAACUAUCGGUGUUUGAUUUCUACUGUUUUUCUCGGUGUUGUUAAAGAGUUUUUCAGUUACUUUUUCCCGUUUUUGGGGGAAAAAAAAGAUUUUUAUGAUUUUUAAAUAUAUACUUAAGUAUUUUUCCUGCUUUUGAAGCUAAAAGAUGAGUGAAGAACCUCGAAUCCACCACGAUCAGCUCCGAUCUCACGUCACAGAACAAGAUAGAAGAAAUAGGAAGUGUGUUGGGAACAGAUCCAACACGUAUUUUUUUGUAUGUAAGAAGUGUAACCGAGUAGUAUUUUUCAGUAACGUUAAUCACACUGUCUAUAACCUGAAGGAAAAAAACAAAAAACAGGCUACGUGCACUUUUUUUUAAAUAAUAAGCUAUGUCCUCUCAUAAGAAAAUACAUUUAAAUAUGUUUCAUUUACAAAUAAAUUCAAGUAAAUUUCACCAAAAUCAACCCGUAUUAAAGAGAACUGAACCACCUCGCCAGAUUUAAGUCCUCGUUCACACUACCUCAAAUCAGCUUUUUUUUUUUUUGAAUCUCUAUCAACUUGAAUUGACUUAUCUUCUGUCAUUCUCUUUUAUUUUUUUAUAUCAAAGUCACUUUAUUGAAAAAGUGCUGCUGACCGAGGGAAAUCCUCACGUUCUUACAGUGGCUGGGAAAAGUGGGAAAACGCUGCUUUCUGCUUGAAAUGGUCACGAAGUGAGAUCUGAUGGACAUCGGAGUCACCGGUGUUUUAAAUACCAGCCUGCAGAUCUCCUCUGAUCUGAUCUGAUUCCAGGUGAAUUCAUCCGCACAGGGCUGAUACCUCCUCCCACAGCCUGCUGGGAGCUCCCAGAACACACAGCAGCAGGAAGUGUUCCCAUGCUGAGGCACGGCGGUGGGAGCAUCAUGGUUUUGGGCUGCUUUGAGAGGACUUCGAUGCCUCUCAGACUAGAAUUUUUGACCAUUUCAGACAUUUUAAAGGUGCACAACAUUUUCCAGACACUGUAUAUGUAAAAUAAAGUUACUUUUCCAGCUGGGGAUUACUGAGGAUGGUCCCAGUUGGGGGCCCGGCUCAGUUAAUCCAGUGUAGCUCUUCCCCUCCAGACUGUUGCUGAGGCGAGCCUCUCCCCUGACAGCAGCUGGACGCAGCAGAUCCAGCCCGACGUGGACAUGUGGAGAAUGUGUAUGACACUCUGGUGUGUGUAGAAUGUGAGUGAGGUGUGCAGUGGGCCUGCUGAUCAGAUCCGUCGGUCCGGGACUCAGACCCGAACCCGGUCCCGUUUUUCCUGGUACUCACAGCUGCGUUUUGGGGAAAUGCACAUUUAGCAUCUGACAUGAAAACGGUGGCAUCUAAACCCUUCAAGUCCACCACAUUCCCACCUUUUGGUGACGUUUCAAGAGUGUUUUUUUUAAAUAUAUUGAUUAUGUCUGGAAUGUGGAUUUUAAAAAUGCUAACAAAUAUCUAAUACAGCUAUUUUUUAUUACCUGUAAUUCUAGGAUUUUUUUUGUAAAUAAUUAACCAAAUCUCAUCUGACGAUUGAAGCUUGACCCAAUUUGAUGAAUAUUCUCAGAAUCAUGAGGAUAUGUAUGUAAACAGCUUUUUUUCUUUUUUUUUUACAACACCUGGUGAAAGUGAAUCAUGUAAAUAAUGUGGAGGGACUGAAUGUCUACAUGUGAAGAAAUACAAGGAGGGUUCGCUGUAAAUACGUUGUCAAAUGUCUCGUCUGGACGUAAACCAGCCAACUGUUGGUUACUGGAAAUUAAAAUGGUUAAAACACUUGAAA